AUGCAACAACAGGUUCUAUCCGACGCCCAACUUAAGAAAUUAAGACGGAAGGUAACGGACCGCUUCACCAAUAAGAAGUAUUUACCUAAACCAAAGAUCUAUAAUUCAUUACCUACAUGGUUGCAGCAUUAUUAUUUGGUUUUCGGGAAAACAGAUUUGGGUGAGUUUAAAGAAAGUACGACUUGGAGAGAACAGCCUUGUGAGGCUCCAAUGGAUGAAAAUGAGCAGUUGGAAAAAAGAGUAGAACAGACUCUGGAUGUGGUUGUGAAGCUCCUUUCUUUUAUCAACAGUGAUAUGUUAGCAAAGCAGGAAGAAGAAUCAGACAAAAUUAGGGCAAUAAUGAUAAAAGAGGAGGAGAAUAAUUUGAACAAGAAGAAUAACAAAAUGAAACAUCCAAAGAAAAGUAAAACCAAACUGCACGGAAAAGAGUGUUCAACCACAUACUCGGCCCAAACAGCUCAAACAACAAAUGCUGGUGUUUCUAAAAAAGCAUGUUUAAAUGAUACUCCUUCAAGCAAUCCUUUAUCAAGCAAAGACGUUCAAGAGGUUAAACCAGGUUCAAGCCUUGAUGGAAAAGCUCUUUGGGUAGAGCAGAGCAACGAAAGCAAAGAAGGAGAGGAAGACAAUCGAGAAGUUGAUUACAAGGACGUUUCAAAUCAACAUGAGGCGGAAGAACCUCCUCGUUUUGCCAAUGCUGUAGAGGGUUCAGAAUCUCAUCGUGAUUUAAAGUCUCUGAUUUUGUUGAAAUUUGAUGCAAUAGAGAACAGGAUUAUCACAUUAGAGAACAAGAUUGAUAAUGUUCACAACACGUUAGAGAAAAAGAUGGACAACAUUCAAAACCAAGUUGAUCGUCUUGCAGGAUCCAAUUAUGAAAACUAUAUUAGACUCAACAUCAUUCGCAAAUUUGACAUUCCGUUCCAAAAAUUCUUCAGUCCUUUAAAAUUGUCGAAAAUAGACUAUGAUUUGGAGUUUCAUAAUGCACAGGUUGAGCUAGAGAAGAGAAACUGGAACGACAAAGUAACACUUCUCACUGAUAAGCUCUCAAGUGAUCCUCCAUCUAUUGAAUUUAAUUUUGUUGGAGAGAAAGAAGAUGAAAAUAUAAUCGUUGAGGCAACAGUGCAAAACAUUACUAAAGAGGAAGUGUGGAAGAAAAAGUUUCUCCAAUUGGAACGUCAGCUCACUUUCUAUCAGCAUUGCAAGAAAACAUCUGUACACAGAGCUGUUUUAGUUUCUCCAAGGGAUUGGACAGAGGAAGAUUUUGCAAAGUGUGUUCAACAAUUGAAAACAAUGAUUCCAUUAUUAGAAGCAUUGCACAGUCAGAACAAAUUUUGCUAUGAACAAAUAAAUGACUAUCAUGACAUUUAG
Naegleria lovaniensis is the source of this 1365-nucleotide messenger RNA. RefSeq lists its product as uncharacterized. NCBI's taxonomy places the organism in Eukaryota, Heterolobosea, Eutetramitea, Acrasida, Naegleriidae. The coding region runs from base 1 to 1365 and encodes 454 amino acids. The record is from RefSeq and is a predicted model, not a curated record. The transcript has a single exon.